Messenger RNA from Nomascus leucogenys (northern white-cheeked gibbon), 1203 nucleotides. RefSeq lists its product as uncharacterized. The record is from RefSeq and is a predicted model, not a curated record. NCBI's taxonomy places the organism in Eukaryota, Metazoa, Chordata, Mammalia, Primates, Hylobatidae. The transcript has 4 exons. Bases 1 to 900 code for a protein of 299 amino acids.
AUGCUGCGGCCCCCGCGCGCUCCCCUGGCUGUCCCGCGCUGUCCGCAUCGCCCCCACGGGGGGCGGCUAUCCCAGCCGGAGGCUCUGCAGCAGGGCUCUAACGGGGCGGAGGAGAGAAGGAGAGGCAGGGUCAGCCCACCAGCGAGGGGAGGGAGGGUUGAGGGCGCCGGCUGCUGGGAGUUGUGCGACCGGGAGCUGCUGAGCGAGGGGGGGCGAGUGUGUGUGUGUGUGUGUGUGUGUGUGAGUGUGGGAGCGCGCGCGCGUGUGGCCGGGGAUCCCCGCGGUCCCCGGCCGAGAGAGGCGCGGGUGGGGAAAGGCAGCUCCCUCUGGGCCCUUCGCUGCUGGGCCAGCUCCGCGCUGGGCGUUCGGCUCCCCACUUCCCAGCGGGAGUCCGGAGAGCGCCUGGACACCCUGGUUCACAGCACUGGCAAAGCCGGGUUCCCGGGGCGUGUUUCUGCUGCGGUGGCCUCCGAGGAAGAGGAGAAGGAAGGUGGGUCGAGACAGACCCCGCAGUUCCUCGGCGGCGACGCGGAGCGCGGCCACCCGUUCCGAGAGCGCACGGCGGCAAAUAAGGCCAGGAUAGGUGGCUGGCUGGCGACGGGGGCGCCUGCGGCGGCGCGCGCUGCUGUCCGUGGUGUUGGAACCACGCUCUCCGCCCGCUCCCGGGCGUCUGGUGCGGCUGAAGAAUCAAUUAUUCAGAUCUCUGCUACCGCUUCCUCCUCCCCCAGUGCCUCGCGCUGGGUACAGCUAUCCCCCUCCACGCACAGGCGCGCCGACACACACACACACACACACACACACACACACACACGCACAGAGUCUGCUCCAAUGCUUCUCCCUGUGCUUCGCCACCCCCGUACGGGAACCCACUCCUCUGAUCUCAGGGAGCCAGAAUCCUAAAAGCAAAGACAUCUGCAUUUCCCACUUGCUUCCUUCUAAGUUGUACCAAACAGAAGUCUCCCUGAGGCUGCCACUUCUAAGCUACCAGAAGAGGCGAGCCAGAGAACAUGGGACGGCCUGGGUGUGUGAGGGCUUGGUUGACUUGAAUUCUAGCGACUGGGCAUGUAAUGCAUGCUCAAAGGAGGAGCUCUGCCCCUUUUAUAUUCCCCUGUAUCUCCAACGCCUGUCUGCCUUUCAGGCCUUGGAAGGAAAGGGGUCUUAAAUUCUAAGAGGUUUUGCAAUCACUGUUCUAACCCUGCCUCC